Messenger RNA from Plasmodium gonderi, 450 nucleotides. RefSeq names its product nucleoside diphosphate kinase A. Lineage: Eukaryota; Apicomplexa; Aconoidasida; Haemosporida; Plasmodiidae. The transcript has a single exon. Gene Ontology annotation, molecular function: nucleoside diphosphate kinase activity. Bases 1 to 450 code for a protein of 149 amino acids. The record is from RefSeq and is a predicted model, not a curated record. Gene Ontology annotation, biological process: UTP biosynthetic process; CTP biosynthetic process; GTP biosynthetic process.
AUGGAAAAAAGUUUUAUUAUGGUAAAACCUGAUGGAGUACAGAGAGGACUAGUUGGGAUAAUUAUCGAACGUUUUGAAAAAAAAGGUUAUAAAAUGAUUGCAAUUAAAAUGUUAAAUCCAUCAAAAGAAAUUUUAAAAGAACAUUAUAAGGAUUUGUCUGAUAAACCAUUUUUUAAUACCUUAGUUGAUUACGUCAGCAAAGGUCCAGUUGUAGCAAUGGUUUGGGAAGGUGUCGAAAUCGUGAAUCAAGGUAGAAAACUUAUAGGGGAAACAAACCCUUUGAAUAGUAAUACUGGUACUAUUCGUGGGGAUUUUUGUUUAGAAGUUAGCAGAAAUAUAAUUCAUGGUAGUGACUCAGUUGCAUCUGCUAAUAGGGAAAUUAACAUCUGGUUUAAGGCUGAAGAACUAGUUCAAUGGAAUCAUCAUUCUAAGGAAUGGAUUUACGCUUAG